Molecule: messenger RNA, 1666 nt
Organism: Ostrinia nubilalis (European corn borer)
Lineage: Eukaryota; Metazoa; Arthropoda; Insecta; Lepidoptera; Crambidae
Product: UDP-glucosyltransferase 2-like
Exons: 9
Coding region: 23-1603 (526 amino acids)
Molecular function (GO): UDP-glycosyltransferase activity
Source: RefSeq, a predicted model, not a curated record
CCUCUGAAAACUCCGCCGAAAAAUGUCUCCGCCAAUUUCGUCUUCUUGCAAACUAAAGAAAUUUUCAAUCGCAUGUCUACUGCUGGCAUCCCUCCACGUAGGGUUUGCCUACAAGAUCCUCGUGGUGUUCCCGAUGCCUGGGAAGAGCCACACAAUCCUUGGGGAAGGAGUCGUCCGACACUUGGCUAAUGCUCAGCAUGAUGUUACAUACAUAACUCCAAUACUUCUGAAAUCUCCGCCGAAAAAUGUGAGACAAAUAGACGUAACUUCCAAUUUCGACUUCAUGAAAAACAAUGCAGCAGAUAUGUUGAACCUCAAGAGUCACAUGGACAAUAAUGCUGAAAUGGAUAUGUCCAUGAUCUUCAACAUGAUGCUGCAAAUCCACAACAUGACGUACCACAACCCGAGCGUGCAGAAACUGCUGUCAGACACCAGCGAGCAGUUCGACGUCGUCAUCGCUGAGUGGAUGUUCAGUGAACUGUACUCUGGGUUCUCAGCAAUUUUCAACGUUCCACACAUCUGGGUGUCCACCGUCGAGCCCCACUGGCUGGUGCUGCGCCUGAUCGACGAAGCCUGUAACCCUGCUUACACUUCGGAUACACUGUCCUCCAAUAUUCCUCCUUUCUCAUUCAUUGGUCGGCUUCAACAACUCGGAAGCCAAAUAUUUGGAUUUGGUUUAAAGAAAUUUCUUAUAGAAGGCUUCGAGGAGAAGGCAUACGCUGAACUCACUCCAUAUUUCAAAAUGAGAGGUCGACAGGCUCCAGCAUAUAAAGAGCUGGCGUUCAACGCUUCCCUCAUGCUUGGAAAUUCUCACGUGUCAUUAGGCCAGCCCAUGUCGUUGCCACAGAGCUACAUAAACGUUGGUGGAUACCAUAUUGAGACGAACUUGGCACCUCUUCCUAAGGACUUACAGACCCUGAUGGACAACGCCAAGCACGGCGUCAUAUACUUCAGCUUGGGGUCCAACAUCCAAAGUAAGGACUUGCCGGACGAACUGAAGCAGAGUCUCCUGAAGAUGUUCGGAGAACUAAAGCACACAGUUAUUUGGAAAUUCGAAGAGACGUUGCCUGGACUGCCGAGCAACGUGCACAUCCUUAAGUGGGCUCCUCAGCCUAGCAUCUUGGCGCAUCCCAAUUGUAUCCUCUUCAUCACGCACGGUGGUCUUCUCUCCACCACCGAGACCAUCCACUUUGGAAAGCCGAUCAUUGGAAUUCCAGUCUUCGCUGAUCAGUUCGUCAACGUGAACAGGGCCGUAGCCAAGGGAUUUGCCAAGAGAGUCGACCUGUCCUAUGGCAUGGCCCCCGAGCUUGGAGCAGCCAUCAAGGAUAUUAUCGGGGAUCCAAAAUACUCCAACAAUGUGAAACAACUAUCACUGAUAUACCACGACCGCCCAGUGCCUCCUGGCAAGGAGCUGGUGCACUGGGUGGAGCACGUGGUCAAGACUAACGGCGCCCCCCAUCUUCGCUCGCCAGCAUUAAGCGUACCUUUCUACCAGAAAAUGUACCUCGAUCUCCUUGCCUUGAUAGUAGUUAUCUUACUAGGAAUAAGAGCAAUAUUUAGAAGAAUAUUCAAGAAGAAAUCAAGUAAAGUAAAGAAAGAGUGAACGAACUUGACACAUCGGUUUAAUACUCAAAAUUAGUUCCUAAAUCAUACCAACAAGUAAAGU